AUGGCUUCCGUAUACAAGACCCUGUCCGGCGCGGAGAAAGAGGAGAAGGAAACGGGCGUGCAGAGAAACAAGCAGCGUGUCCUUAUUCUGAGUUCAAGAGGUGUUACUUUCCGUCACCGACAUUUGCUACAGGACUUGUACUCGUUGAUGCCCCAUAGCCGGAAAGAAGCCAAACUUGACACCAAGACGAAGCUUUACCAACUCAACGAACUAGCAGAACUCUACAACUGCAACAAUGUCCUCUUCUUCGAAGCUCGUAAGGGCAAGGAUCUUUACUGCUGGAUGUCCAAGCCACCAAACGGUCCUACUGUAAAGAUGCACCUGCAAAACUUGCACACCAUGGAAGAGCUCAACUUCAUUGGCAACUGCCUGAAAGGAUCACGACCGGUACUCUCUUUCGACGCCGCCUUCGACAAGCAGGCUCAUCUUCGCGUGAUCAAGGAGCUCUUCACCCAGAUUUUCGGCGUCCCCAAGACGAGCCGAAAAGUCAAGCCUUUCGUAGACCACGUGAUGGGUUUCACAGUCGCAGACGGCAAGAUCUGGAUCCGCGUGUUCCAAAUCAACGAGAGCGAGACCAGCAAGAAGAAGCCUGCCGAUGGCGAGGAGAUGGACGUUGACGAGGCACCCAAGAAGAAGAAGGGAAGCGAAUUCGAUGUCAACCUAGUCGAGAUCGGUCCCCGUUUCGUCCUCACUCCCAUCGUUAUCCAGGAGUCUAGCUUUGGAGGUCCAAUCAUCUACGAAAACAAGGAGUUCGUCUCGCCCAACCAGAUCCGUUCCGACUUGAGGAAAUCAAAGGCCGGCAGGUUCAACAAGAGGACCGAUGCGCAGAGGGAUACACUGCUCAAGCACCAAGAUCUGGGUUUGACAUCGCAUGGUGGAGUCAGGAAAGAGAAGGACCCGCUCAGCGACAAUGUGCUGUUCGCGUAA
Alternaria novae-zelandiae is the source of this 927-nucleotide messenger RNA. RefSeq lists its product as uncharacterized. Gene Ontology annotation, biological process: ribosomal large subunit assembly; rRNA processing. The transcript has 3 exons. Gene Ontology annotation, molecular function: rRNA binding. NCBI's taxonomy places the organism in Eukaryota, Fungi, Ascomycota, Dothideomycetes, Pleosporales, Pleosporaceae. Bases 1 to 927 code for a protein of 308 amino acids. The record is from RefSeq and is a predicted model, not a curated record. Gene Ontology annotation, cellular component: nucleolus.